AUGAAAGCCCUUCGAGCAGCAGAUCGUACGUCCGGACUCCAUUUGGAGGAGACUCCGAUUCCCGAAACUGGUCCCGACGAUGUCCUGAUACAGGUCCAUGCUGCCGGCGUUACACCAGGGGCCCUCAGGCUUCUGGAGAUGGGCCGAGCUCGUACGCCGUCAACGGUGGGCCAUGAGAUUGCCGGAAUAAUCACCAAAACUGGGGAGAGGGUCCCUGCCGAACUCGCCGUUGGAACCCGGAUCCGUGUUAAUCCUGUCUUAUCAUGUCGUCAGUGCGAGUACUGUACCAGCGGACGGGAACAUAUGUGUGGUGAAGGGGCGAUGAUUGGUUUUGGGCAGUUUGGGCAGACUUCGCCUCUGUACGAUAGAUAUCAUGAUGGGGGAAUGGCGGAGUAUGCCACGGUGCCGUACUGGAAUGUUCAUAUUCUCCCCGACAAAAUAUCCUUCGCGAUUGCGGCAAAGGUUCACGAUGUUGCAACGGGUUUGUAUUCUCUCGAGCGCGCGAAUUUAAGCAAAGAGUCCGUCCUACUUGUGACGGCUGCAUCUGGGACAAUGGGAGCCGUGACCUUGCGACUUGCGCAGGAGUUUGGUAUCAAGAAAGUCGUUCUCGUCGGCCGAUCUCGUGAACGACUAGAGGUCAUGAAGAGGCUGACGGCGGUCGAGACUGCAGUUGUGGUUACGUCGAACGAGAAUGGGGAGCUCGAUCAACCGACACUGCUUGAGAGCCUGCGUGCUGCUGCACCGAACGGUGUCGAUGCCAUAGUCGAUUAUUUGCCCUCUGGAGGACUAAUUACGAAGAUCCUGCCCAUAUUGAAAACUGCUGGGACGCUGGUCCAUAUGGGCUCGAAUGUGUGUCCGUUGCCGGUUCCACUGGCUCUGGUGAUGGGCAAGUGUUGGACGAUUGUUGGGUGUCGGGGGCAUGCUCGCGAGCAUCAGAAUAAAAUUAUCCAGUGGUUGACAGAAGGGAAGUUAAGUGUUGACGACUUGAUCACUCAUCGCUUUCCGUUCUCUGAUGCAGAGAAUGUUAUCAAGCGGAUCGAAGACCGUGAGGAGCCAAUGUGGUUGACAGUUAUCGAUGUUACUUCGGAAUCCUAG
Messenger RNA from Aspergillus versicolor CBS 583.65, 1095 nucleotides. RefSeq names its product zinc-dependent alcohol dehydrogenase. Gene Ontology annotation, molecular function: zinc ion binding; oxidoreductase activity. The transcript has a single exon. The coding region runs from base 1 to 1095 and encodes 364 amino acids. The record is from RefSeq and is a predicted model, not a curated record. NCBI's taxonomy places the organism in Eukaryota, Fungi, Ascomycota, Eurotiomycetes, Eurotiales, Aspergillaceae.